CUCCGCCUCUUGGCGCGGCCCGCGGGCUGACGGGGCGCCCCGUGUGCAGUGGCGCGGCCCGCGGGGAAGGCGCCGCGCAGCCCGGCCGAGCCGAGCGGAGCGGUGCGGUGCGGUGCGGUGCGGAGCGGCGGCGAUGCGGGUGUGCUGGUGGCGGCGGCGGCGGCCCGGCGCGGCGCGCGGCCUGUGAGGAGCGGCGGGGCCAUGGGGCCGCGGGCGGCGGCGGCGGCGGCGCUGGCGGUGGCCGUGGUGCUGGGGGCCUGGUGUGGACACGGCCGCGGCGACAUUUGCAAGAGCAUGGACAUCCGGAACAACCUGACCCGGCUGAAUAUGCUGGAGAACUGCACGGUGAUUGAAGGCCACUUGCAAAUAUUACUGAUGUUUAAAACCAAGCCUGAAGAUUUCCGUGAGCUCAGCUUUCCCAAACUGACUAUGAUUACAGACUACUUACUGCUUUUUCGGGUUUAUGGCCUAGAAAGUUUAAAGGGGCUUUUCCCCAACCUCACUGUGAUUCGAGGAACUCAUCUCUUCUUUAACUAUGCUCUGGUCAUAUUCGAGAUGGUUCACUUGAAAGAGAUAGGCCUUUAUAACCUGAUGAACAUUACUCGAGGCGCUGUGCGGAUUGAGAAGAACAAUGAACUGUGCUAUUUGUCCACUAUUGACUGGUCGAGGAUCUUGGACUCCGUGGAAGACAACUACAUCGUUGCUAACAAGGAUGAUAAAGAGGAGUGUGGAGAUGUGUGUCCAGGAACGGUGAAAGGAAAGAGCAACUGCCCACCUACUGUAAUAAACGGCAUCUUCAUCGAGCGGUGCUGGACCCACGAUCGCUGUCAGAGAGUUUGUCCUACCGCUUGCAAGUCUCAAGGCUGCACCUCGGACGGACGGUGCUGCCACCGCGAGUGCCUGGGUGACUGCGCCGAGCCCAACAGUCCUGAAAAGUGUGUGGCUUGUCGCAAUUUUUACCUCGACGGCACGUGUGUGGAGACCUGCCCGCCCGGCUACUACCGGUUCGAGGGCUGGCGCUGUGUGACCUUCAGCUUCUGCCAGGACCUGCACAACAAGUGCAAGAACGCCAGGGAGUCGGGGUGCCACGUCAUCCACAACAACGAGUGCGUGCGCGAGUGUCCCUCUGGGUACACCAUGAACUCCAGCAACCUGCACUGCACCCCCUGUGCGGGGCCCUGCCCCAAGGUGUGCGACUUUGGCAAGGAGAAGGCCAUCGAUUCGGUGACGUCGGCGCAGGAGCUCCGUGGCUGCACCAUCGUGAAUGGGAGCUUAGUCAUAAACAUCCGUGGGGGAAAUAACAUAGCAGCUGAGCUAGAAGCAAAUCUUGGCUUGGUUGAAGAAAUCUCAGGGUACCUAAAAAUUCGACGCUCCUAUGCCUUGGUUUCUCUCUCUUUCUUUCGUAAACUGCAUCUGAUUAAAGGGGAGACGCUAGAAGCUGGGAAUUACUCCUUCUACGCCCUGGACAAUCAGAACCUGCGCCAGCUCUGGGACUGGAGCAAGCACAACCUCACCAUUGCACGGGGGAAGCUCUUCUUCCACUACAACCCCAAACUGUGCUUAUCUGAAAUCCACAAAAUGGAGGAGAUCUCUGGGACUAAGGGACGUCAGGAGAGGAACGACAUAGCCCUGAAGACGAACGGCGACCAGGCCUCUUGUGAGAACGAGCUGCUGAAAUUCUCUUUCAUCAGAACGUCCCACGACAAGAUCUUGCUGAAGUGGGAGCCGUACUGGCCCCCUGACUUCCGUGAUCUCCUGGGAUUUAUGCUCUUCUACAAAGAAGCUCCCUAUCAGAACGUGACAGAAUUUGAUGGCCAAGACGCCUGCGGAUCCAACAGCUGGACAGUGCUCGAUGUUGACCCUCCCCCGCGGUCAAAUGAGCCGAAAACACAGGGCCACCCGGGCUGGCUGCUGCGUGGCCUGAAGCCCUGGACACAGUAUGCCGUGUUUGUGAAGACACUGGUCACCUUCUCAGACGAGAGGAGAACCUAUGGGGCCAAGAGUGAAAUUAUCUAUGUGCAGACAAAUGCCACAGUUCCCUCAGUCCCCUUAGAUCCAAUUUCGGUUUCCAACUCCUCGUCCCAGAUCAUUCUGAAGUGGAAGCCGCCCUCGGAGCCCAACGGGAACAUUACGCACUACCUGGUGUACUGGCAGCAGCAGUCUGAGGACAGCGAGCUGUACGAGCUCGAUUACUGCCUGAAGGGUUUAAAAUUGCCCUCAAGGACGUGGUCUCCCCCUUUUGAGUCUGAAGACCCUCAGAAAUACAAUCAAAGCGAAAGCGAGGAGGUCAGCGGGGAGUGCUGCUCCUGCCCGAAGACGGACUCUCAGAUCCAGAAGGAGCUGGAGGAGUCUGCCUUCCGCAAGACGUUCGAGAACUAUCUGCACAACGAGGUCUUCGUCCCCAGAAAAAUAACGUCAGGGAAUGGAGCCGAGUACUCCAGGCCGUCGAGAAAGCGGAGAGACCUUGGCACUGUGGCAAAUGCCACUGUGGUGAUGCCCACCAUCACCUUCUCACCAAACACCUCUGCUGCAGCCUCUGGGAACACGGAGGAGCAGAAGCCUUUUGAGAAAGUGAUGUUUAAGGAGUCCACGGUUAUCUCAGGUCUGCGGCAUUUUACCGGGUAUCGCAUCGAACUGCAUGCUUGUAACCACGAUGCCCAGGAGUCCCGGUGCAGUGUCGCAGCCUAUGUCAGUGCCAGAACCAUGCCGGAAGCUAAAGCAGAUGACAUCGUGGGUCCAGUGAGCCAUGAGCUGGUGGAAAAAAAUGCUGUUCAUCUGAAGUGGCAGGAGCCAAAGGAGCCAAAUGGACUGAUCGUGCUGUAUGAAGUGAAUUAUGGACGUCUUGGGGAAUCGGAGGAAGCGCACUACUGUGUCUCCCGUAAGCAGUUUGCCAGUGAGCAGGGCUGUAAACUGCGUGCGCUACAGCCUGGUAACUACAGCGUCCGGGUCCGAGCCACCUCGCUGGCAGGCAACGGGUCGUGGACGGAGCCGACUUACUUCUACGUGGCUGACUAUUUGAAUGCUCAGCCUAAUAUCGCCGUUAUUGUUGUCCCGAUCAUUUUUGCCUCGAUAAUUAUUGGAGCUAUCGGCAUUGUGUACGUGCUUGUGAAGAAGAGACAAACCGAAGGACCAACUGGGCCUCUCUACGCUUCUUCUAACCCAGAGUACCUCAGCGCCAGCGACGUUUAUGUCCCCGAUGAAUGGGAAGUGGCCCGAGACAAGAUUGCCCUCCUCCGUGAGCUGGGUCAAGGCUCCUUUGGGAUGGUGUAUGAAGGGAUCGCCAAAGACAUCGUGAAAGGGGAGCCUGAGACGCGGGUCGCCGUGAAAACUGUGAACGAAUCUGCCAGCCUUCGGGAGCGCAUCGAGUUCCUGAACGAAGCUUCAGUCAUGAAAGGGUUCAGUUGCCAUCACGUGGUGCGUCUCCUAGGGGUGGUCUCCAAAGGCCAGCCUACGCUGGUUGUCAUGGAGCUGAUGGCACAUGGGGAUAUGAAAAGCUACCUGCGUUCCCUGAGACCCGAUGCUGAGAAUAACCCUGGCCGUCCCCCACCAACUCUCAGGGAGAUGAUACAGAUGGCUGCAGAGAUUGCUGAUGGUAUGGCUUAUCUGAAUGCCAAAAAAUUUGUCCACCGAGACCUGGCAGCUCGUAAUUGCAUGGUUGCAGAAGACUUUACUGUAAAAAUUGGAGACUUCGGCAUGACCAGAGACAUCUACGAGACCGAUUAUUACCGUAAGGGUGGCAAAGGACUGCUGCCCGUGAGGUGGAUGGCGCCCGAGUCGCUGAAGGAUGGUGUCUUUACUACUUACUCAGAUGUGUGGUCAUUCGGAGUUGUCCUUUGGGAGAUAAGUAGCUUGGCAGAGCAGCCGUACCAGGGACUGUCCAAUGAACAGGUGCUAAAAUUUGUAAUGGAUGGAGGGUACCUGGAUCAGCCAGACAACUGUCCGGAGCGACUGCACAGCCUGAUGCAGAUGUGCUGGCAGUACAACCCCAGGAUGCGCCCCACCUUUAUUGAGAUCAUUGAGAUGCUGAAGGAGGACCUCCACCCCAGCUUCCAGGAGGUCUCAUUCUUCUACAGUGAAGAAAAUAAACCUCCGGACACCGAGGAGUUUGAGAUGGACUUUGAGAACAUGGAGAGCAUUCCCCUGGACCCCUCGUCCUACUCGCAGAGGGACAAAGUCCUGGGGCGGGACAAUGGGCCCUCCAUGGGCCUCAAGGGGAACUACGAAGAGCACAUACCUUACACUCACAUGAACGGCGGCAAGAAAAACGGGCGGAUUCUCUCCAUGCCUCGGUCAAGCCCCUCCUAACACUUUCUGUUCAGCCCAAGGGUUGUGUCAACGCUUUUUCCCCUCCACAGAUCUCAGGACUCUUGUUGUUGCUGCCACAGUGCAUGACACGCAUCUACAAACUCUUUCUUCAGAUUUUUAAUCAUCCUGCGAAUAAGAGACUUUUUUUUUUUUGCCAAGUUGACUGGUUGUCGGACUUAUCUGUGAACAUAAAUGGAAAAGGUUUCCAUGGCUGCUGUUCCUUCUGUAACCAUAGUUUCAAAACAGGAAGCGACCUUGUCAGUCGGGUUAAAAGAAGGGGGAUUUGCGUUUGCCAGCAAAAGAGAUGAGCGUUGCUGGUAUCCGAACCGCGUGGUUACAGCGCAGAAGGAAGCUUCUUCAGGACAAACGCUCUCCGCAGAAUUCCAGGGUCUCCGGCAUCUUCACUACGGCCGAAGGAUUUGAACACCCGUCAGUUGGACGCGCCAUAUCCUCAGAUUGACCAAUAGCUGCUGCUUUCAUACUCUUCAAUGGGUGAAAUCCCAUGUGCGUGUGUGCGUGUGUUUGUGUAUGUGUGCGUAUGCCGUAUAUACAUGUGGGGUGCAUAUGUAUUAAGAUAUACACUUCUUUUUGUACAUAAGUUUUGUAUGUUCUCAUAGAAGCUUUCCUGUUCUUGUAAGUGUGUACUCCUCUUUUUCCCAGUUCCCUGGAGUGAGUGAACCCUAAACAGAUUAUUUUUAUACUAAGGACACUUGGGAGUAGCUUCUUCUCUCAUUAGCAGAUGAGGAAGAUAUGCUGGGAGCCAAAGGACUACAAGUCUGAGUUUUGUGGAUUCUUUCAAGACCAAACAAAGCAGGAGCCCCCUGACCUGAGAGAUCAAGCUUUCUGUCCUUGCAGCAUUAAGUAUAUAUAUUGUUUGCUGUAAUAUAUUUAAAAUGUUUUCUUUCAUUCUUUUCCUCUUCCUUUUCCUUUUUUUUUUUUUUUUUUUUUAGGGUUUAAAUGUUAAGCUCAUAUAAAUUAUUAUUAUGAUCCUUUGCGGGGGAGAAUUGGGGGUUGGUUUGUUUGGUCUUAAAGUGGUCCAAGGAUUUCAGAAUGAACUAAUUUUAGCUGAUUACUCUCUGAGGAACUAUGAAGCACAUGUUAAGUUUGUACUUGACAAGGCUUUAAACUACAGUUUUGUGAUUUAUAUAACACAGUCAGCUGGCUCCAGCUAAAGCCCUGAGAUAAAGUAGUUUGGACUUGACUUGGUUGGCGGCAGCCGACAGACGUCAAAGCGCUGCCUCCCAGUCCUCUGCUCUGCUGCUUCCUGACUUCCACCUCACUUCACCUUCCGUGCGCACUUUCCCAGCGACGUUGGAGAAAACCCGCGACAGGUGGAAGAGCAAAAACUCUAACAGGAAAAGACACUAACCCGCCCCGGGGGAACGGGGAGUGCUCAGCGCUCCGCAAGCGAAGCCGCCGUUGAACCCAGCCGCGGCGAGCCAGCCUCUGCCUGCCGCCUGCGUGGGCGCCUGGCCUGGGCCAGCAAGCGGACCUUUGGUGUUUUCUGAGAUACCUGCGCCGUGCCUUGCAAGCCGGUCAGGGCUGCUGCGUUGUUAGCCGAUGCCUUCAGCUCUCAGGAUGCUGACUGUUGUCUUUCAGACUGUGCUGUGUUUUGCUGCUCGUUGCAUAACGGGCAGGGCUGCUAGCGUAGGGUGUCGGACUGCGCGCGUCUCGUGUGCUGGCAGGGAAAAGCUCUGAAGCCGAGGGGCGCAAAUGCAUUGCUGAGCUAAAGCAGCAGGUGCCCUGGCUGCGGCAGGCCGUGCUAGUGCAGGAGAGCGGUGCGUGAGGAGGAGAGAAGGCUGUGCUCGGCCGCUCCUUCUGCAAGGUCUGGGAGCUGCGGCCGAGAGUGGCGCCGCUCUGUGCCAUGUGCUGCGAGUGGGGCUUUCCCUGGCUCGGCUGGGAGGGGUGCCAGGCAUGGAGGGGUGCUGCUUUGUGAGCCCGCCUGGGCGCUGCCGCUUCGCACUUUCCACAUCCGAUAAAGCAAGUGUUGAAAACAGAGCAGGGGAUGGAGCGAAUGGGGGUGCUUUUGCUUUGACCCCUGGCUGCCAAAGCCAGACCGUAGCUAAGCUUGUGAGGGCAGCGCCUAGAGAGCGUUACGGACUUCGGCGCGCCAGGGAGAAGGAACAGCAGCCCCUCGUGCUUCUUGCGCCCCAGCCUGUUGCGACAGAGGGAGAAGGUACAAACUGCGCAAAAUGUAUGGUGUAAAUACCAGACAAGCAGUUUCUGUUUCAAGAGGCCUAGCUGACACUUCUUGGGCUGUACAGCUAGUGACUGUCUAGCAGCUCUACACUACACUGCAGGAAACAAAAGCUAUCCUCACACUUUUCUAAUGGAGAGAUUUUCUUAUUAGGAAUUUUUUAUUUAUUUUAAUAUAUAAAUCGCUGUAAAAACAAACCAUUUGCUUUCUUAAAACACACAGAACAUUUAAAUUUUUAUCAAUGACAACUAGGCAGGAGGAAGUUGUGGGAUUUUUCUGUCCUGUUCUGGCGCUGUCUACCUCAGUGUCUCGUAAGGAUAUUUUUUUAAUGCCAUGCAUCUCUAGACUUGAUGAAAUAUUCUGGUCUGGACCUAUUGUGAAUCAGGGAAAAUCCAGUAUCAGCUGAUUCCAAUACUAGGGACCAUUUACCAGAGGGCUGGGAGGACAGCUUGUCAUUAUUUACCACCUGAUUUAAGCAGUAGUGACCAAAGACGCUCUGUGGCUCCAGGUACACCGUGGCUGAUCUGAAUCUCAUGCGGUAUCCAGCGUUCUGCUGUAAUCAGGAACUUGCCCCUUUAGGGACAGAGUUGGUCUCCAAGGUGUUGGACAUUAAGUACGUGGGCUCUCUCUGAAGUCACAGCCUGAGGAGGAGCGGGUGGUGUGUUCUUGGAAGUGUGGACAGAGGUUAACGACCUGAUAGACUAGUCUGAGUCAGACAUCAAGGAUCUCGGCUCGCCCCGGUGCGGCUGUGGGGUGCGUGCGCACAGGGUGCAGUCCCUGCAGCGCUCCGGCCGGAUCCUUACGCUUCAGAAUCGCAGCGGCCGUAGCCGGGGGCAGGAGAAGACCCGUUACGCAGGCGGACGCUGGAACCUGUGUUGUACCUAGCUUGCUUUCCCUGGUGCUGCUCGGCCCUGCACAGCACACCUGGCAGCGCCCAGCUCGCCGAAGGGCAAUGUGUUCUGCUUUGGCCGGGCUUUCUCUUUGCUCGGUGCCUCUGUGAGCUCCUCCAGGCAUCUUCGCGUGGUGCCGGAUCGGGCGGUGGCUAGCGCUGGGGUGCUGCGCGUAUGCCAUCGGUGGUGGCUGUGGGGAUGAGGGAGGAGGAAGGGGGUGGCGCCUGGUUUCUACGCAUGCUUUUGUGCAGGGGGAAGCACAACUAAAAAGCCUCUGGCAAUCCCAGGUCUUUGCUGGAAAACCCUUCACUUCCAGCCCACUGUGACAAGCUUGUCCCUGCCUUUCCCCGAGUCCAUGCUGGGGUUGGAAGGAGCCCUGAAGGGAGGCCUCCCCAGUGGGACAAGCCUGUCAGUGGGUGGGGGGCCUGCGCGUGCUGGACAGAAGCUUCCCUGUGUUCAUCGUCUGCCUGCAGAAAGAAAGGUGCUGCGUGGCAGUCGGCUCGGCCUUUCUUCUUGGGAGAUGCUGCUGUCUGCGGUUUGGACCAGAGCUGACAGCCCUGGGACUGCCGCGGUCGUCCGCCCCGCGCUGCAGGGGGGCCCUGCCCGAGCGGCGAGAAGGCCCGGGGUGGAGGAGCAGGGCUCUGGCAGGGUGGCUGCAGCGCGCUGCUCGGGAGACCUCUCUGCUUUCCCAAAGCAGCAGCACCAGCUGCCGCUGAUGCCUGGAGCCCUGCGACCGACUGCCUUGGAGGGGCUGUCGAAGCGUGGGAGGCUGGGUCCUCUUCCAGCGCUCCUGUGAAUCUGGCCCGGGGCCUCGUGUUGUGAAGAGGAGGGUUUUGCUGCCCCCUGCCGCGUAACUCGACGUCCAAAGCUAGUGAAGCAGAACAUACAAGCCGGGCAUCCGCGCCUGCUGCCUUCCCUACGCAGGUGCAGGAGCCUGCGAGUGGGCAGGUGUCUCGGUAGCUUCUCCCGAAGGUCCCUUGCAAAGCUGGUGGCACUUCUUUUGCAAGACAGUGCACCUUGCGCUGCUCUCUGCUGCAAAGCUUGUCUGCUAGGCUCAGAAAAGUGUUUCUUGCGGCGGCUUGUAAAUAAGUAGUCUGUGGUGUUGUAGGGUAGAAGAGCCCAUGGCUGCAUGCUCCAUGCCAGCGUGUGACGUGAACUAGACCAAGCUGCAGCAAGACCUUUCUUAUGCUAAGUAGCGAAGCACCUACAUUGGCAAGGAAACAGGCUGCUGUCAGGUUGCUGAAGGGUACUCUGGAUUAUGGGUAGCGUAUCUCUUUCCUCCUAAACGUGUAUUAUAGUAACGGGACACCGCUUAAUUUUUGUGUGUUGCCUGUGAUGUUGGUAUCUCUUUGGAAAACCUCAAAGUGGCUCCCCACGGUGCUCGUGUGGAACCUGAUGGAGGCAUCUGGGAAAAGAGACGGGAGUGAGGCAGAUCCUGUGCCAGUUAUCCUCGAGCCUGCUUUUCAUCGGGGAGGGGAAGAGGCAAGCAGGGUCCCUCUUGCAUGUCCCUGGGCGUGAAGAUGGGGCCGAGCCCUUCGCCACGGCGGCUUUCAAGUAGGCGAGUGAGUCCUGAUGUGGAGACUGGAGCCUUCUUUUACGAGUCAGAAAUUAAACCAAAAUCUUUGUGCCAUAAAAACGUUUAGUAAAGAGGCUUAUGCUGGGAACUGGGUCAGUCCGUGUGAGCCGGGCUGAGACUGCUGCGUCUGGAGCGACAGCAGAGGGACUGCGGUGAAACCGUUGAUCCUCUUGCUGUUUCCUAGCCCCGCUAAACCUCUCUUCUGAAUACGUGGAGCCGAGGAGGGCAUGGUUUGUGCCGUGACCUUGCUGCCUUUGACAACACGCCUAGUGCCCUGGCGGUUUCCGAUGAGCAGUGUCCAGGGAAAGGAGCUGUUGAAUGGAUUGGGAUUGAGGCAUACUAACUUCAACGCGUGAAAUCUCUGAGAUAAGAUGAGUUAUUUCUAGGAACAUAAAUUAAAAUUGGCCUUUUUAUUAUCUUCUGCUUGGCUCGAUGUUGACUCUGCUUGGAUAAUGUCCACAAAUAUCGAUGUAAGAGCAUUCAUGUGCUUCACCCUGCUCCGGUUUGGCUUGCCUUGUCACGAACCUCUUAGGAGUGAGGCUGACGGUAAAUCUGCCCUUUGGAGGAGUUUGCUUUUUUGCAAGCCAUUAUAAACAGGACUGCCACGUCUGAUGCAGUGAAGUGGAUGUUUCACUCUUAAAAUCAGCCCACUUUGUUCCUCCAGGAACAAGCAUCAGCCUUGCAGUCCAGCAGAAUACCUGCAGCGCAGGGCAAGCCGGAAGAGGACAGGUGGAGAAACGGAGAUUUAUUUUUAAAUGUUGUAGGAUUAAGUUAAUACUAACUUGAGCAGUGUUUAUAUUUCGCCAGAAUAGUUGGAGUCAGCAAGAAAACUAUUUCUGAUGGUUCUUUUUUUUGUUCCAAGGUCUGUAAAUCGCCCCAUUUCACUUGUUCUGGAAAAUCAUGGUUGAAACACUGUGGCCCAGGCUUAGGGAUGCUCCGGACUCCGGUGGUCCCACGGGCCUCAGUGGAAAUAAUUGCAAGCUUAAAUUUAGGCAUGUGCUUGAGCAACUAACUGAACUGUAUCCGGUGGUAGGACCUCCACUCCCCAUUUACUAAGAUGCUGAAAUAUUUCAUGGUAUCAUCAGCAGGAAAAUACAGGUUGAAACUGGUAAAGGUUUACUGGGCUAGGAGGUCCCCAGUGUCUCUGACAUGCUGUCCCGCUUGUCACCAGAUCACUCGUACUGCACUCGAAUUCUUCCAGCAGCACCAGUUACCUUCCACGACACCAGUUACCAAACACAUGCCCCGGCCCGGACUCCGCAGACAAGAGCUGGUGGAGUUUGUGGAAGGGCCGCGCUCAGCUUUGAAGGCUGAAUGAAAACGUUAAAAAGCUAAAAGGAAAACGUUAGCUUUAUUUGGGGUGAAGACUAGAUUUGUUGAAGUAUCAGCACAGUGCCUUGUGUUCGAGGCAUCCCGUUGCGGUGGGACCGGACGGCAUCCUUAUCAAGGCAGCCAAAGGCAAACGCUGUUUGUACCGUAAAUAAGCUAAAGGCAAGUUCAGUUGCGUGUUAGGUAAAGCUCUGUAAAGUCUGUAUUUUUUUCUAUAUUUAAUCUUGCUGCUCCUGCCUUCCUCUCUGCACACAGAAGGUCCCAGGAUGCUGAUAGUCUUGCAGAUACCUCUUGUUUGAAAUAAUAAAUAAGUAAAGGAUCAAAAUGUGCCAUGGUUUUAAACAAAAAAAACAACAAAAAACAAAAAAAAAAAGCUUGAUUUAUUUUUCAAUGUUUUCAUAAAAGAGCCAAGCAGUGACAUGUACAGAAGAUAUCUUUGAAUAUUAAAUCUUGCUGUGUGUAAAAUAUUGAACAAUUAACUGUUUAUAUUAAAAUUCUGAAUAUAUUAAAAUUCUGAAUAAAUUAUCCAGGAAUAGCC
Alligator mississippiensis (American alligator) is the source of this 10835-nucleotide messenger RNA. It is a transcript of the gene INSR, whose product is annotated as insulin receptor. The transcript is spliced from 22 exons. The record is from RefSeq and is a predicted model, not a curated record. Gene Ontology annotation, molecular function: phosphatidylinositol 3-kinase binding; insulin receptor substrate binding; ATP binding. Lineage: Eukaryota; Metazoa; Chordata; Crocodylia; Alligatoridae. The coding region runs from base 202 to 4305 and encodes 1367 amino acids. Gene Ontology annotation, cellular component: axon; insulin receptor complex; membrane. Gene Ontology annotation, biological process: glucose homeostasis; protein autophosphorylation; positive regulation of MAPK cascade.